Messenger RNA from Hemibagrus wyckioides, 2695 nucleotides. RefSeq lists its product as uncharacterized. The transcript has 2 exons. The record is from RefSeq and is a predicted model, not a curated record. Lineage: Eukaryota; Metazoa; Chordata; Actinopteri; Siluriformes; Bagridae. The coding region runs from base 149 to 1612 and encodes 487 amino acids.
ACCAGUAUCACCACGUGACCGUGUUUCCCGUUAUUGAGACGUUUUGCCCUCUGAAUCCCAGUUAUGCAACAGUUUGGAGCAAAAAGAAGACUAGAAGAUACCGAACUGCUGACCUCAGUGUUGUUUAUCCGGUGUGUCAGAUUUAAAAAUGGAGAGGCAAAAACUGCUCUGCGGUUUCCUUUUCAGCCUGACCUUGACCAGUGCUGCUGCCAUCCAGACCCUGCAAGAUAUUAAUGACUUGGAAAACACAACAACUUCUAUGAAAGAAUUCCCACGACACGGCCUCAUGCUUCUGCACUGGUUUGCUAACACUGUCGACGUUGAUUCAGCUGGAGACAUGGAACUUAAUUUUGAUCCAGGGCAAGGCAGCUAUGGAUUACACUGCUAUGAAGAUACUGAUAAAAGAGCGCCUUUCGAUUCUUCGGAAAGUCUCUAUUACUCUUUGGGUGACCUCGAUCAAAGAAGCGCUCGAAUGUUGCCGUUUUAUGUUCUGCAAGAUUUCCAUCAUUCAGGGGAAUCAGCUCAGAAAAAUGUAGACCGAGUACUGCUUCAAGUGCAGAAGAGCAAUCCAAGAAAAGUAGAGAAAGUGUAUAUGACAGAGUACCAUAAAGACCAGAGCCAAGGAAGGAGCUACAAUCCAGAUGAGACCUAUGAGAUCAGCAUUCAGCUUCUGAUUCAGAUUCGAGCACUUGGUAUGGAUAUAGCAUGUGAAACAUAUGAUCCUAGGCUAGAGUUUAGCCUGUGUGAGUACUUGAAUCAUCAACAAAAAGCUGCUAAAAUUUUAAUGGUAUAUCCCCAGGUUCCAGGUCUUGAAUGGUUUUUGACUCUGGCUGGUUACAACAUUGACUCAAGAUUGAAUGUAUUUUUACAAGCAUCAUUUUGUGCAUUUAACCAAACCGCUAAUCCAAAUGAUAAUUGCUCUCCACCUUCCAAUGGUAUGAGUGACGUCAUGCACAACAAAGUAAAACUAGAAGUGAAAUCCACUUCAGGAGGUUAUGCAAAGAUUACAUGGAGUGGAAUACCAGAGAAUGUUGCAAGAAUGAAGCUGAAAAUAGGAAUUUAUAAGGGCAGAACAAACACUGACCCUUUGAAAGAGUAUCCACUAAAUGAUAGAACAUAUGGAUCCAUAGACACUACAGUACCUCUAAAUCCUGGGCUUCAUGUACAGCUUCUACAAAGUGAGAAGAUUCCUUACUACUUUUUUUUCAGGACUACGUACUACACCAUGAUCUGGAAAGGUCCAGAGCUUGAUGAAGCCAACAGGAUUCCUCCAGUUAAUAUCAGAGGUUAUCAGAGCAGCCUACAGCUUUAUACUAAAAAUGGCUACGCCUGUGCCAGACUCUACAUCAAGAAGUCCUUCAUGAAUUGGAAAAACGUCUUUAACAAUGCUUGGGUGGCAAUCUAUGCUAGCAAGACAGAUGAUAAUGCAAAAUAUAAAGAGUACAAAUGGAGUAUAAACUUUGAGAAGAGUUCAAAAGAUGACUGCCCUUUGGAUUACGAGAUCUAUCAGUAUGAGUCCAGUGUACAUAUUGGCCUUGGAGUCCAGGCUCGAUUUAUGUUGACCUCACAUUAUGGUAGUGAGAAAGCUCGAACUGUUCCCUGGGAGGAAUAGUCAAUUUUCAGAUAAAAGCUGGACAAGGUUGUCUAGCUUUUCUAAACCUUUUGUCUUUGUGCCUUUUAAACAAUCAUAGACCUUUUACCUUUUUAGGACAAAUAGUCAAAUUUCAGAAAACCUCUAGGGCUAGGUUCACAAGGACAUCUAAUGACUAAGUUUCACUUACUAGUACUUUUCCGUCUUUAAACAAUAAAAAGAAACAACACAACCACAAUGAUUCAUAUUUCUUGUCGUGUUUAUGUGUUUCUGUGCUUACUCAUAACCAGUGUCUUUCUCAGUAUCUAAAAUACUGUAGCUGUUUCAGGUCAAAUUAAGGACUUAGCAUGUUUGUAAAACUGAGACAAUCCAUUUUUGCUUUUACAGAACUCUCAUGCAAUGUACUUUGUUAUAUUAACCAACCAAUUAUCUUCACUCCAAGUACACAAUUUUAUAGAUUAAUUUUCUUGCCAGGAGUCUAGGAAUAGCACCAAAUGAAAACCAUCCAUCUGAUGGCUGUUAAAAAUUGACCUCCAGUCUAAUAAAUGGUAACAUCGGCUGGUUUGUUAGAGUCCUUUCUGCUGUAUAACAUUCAUCUAAUCCGGAACUUCCUGCUGAAAUGUAUUGCUGUCCAUUGUAUUAGAAGUAUCUUGGUCAUGAAGGGUUCCGGGAUCGGUACUUGUCCCAUAACAAGUGGUUGUGGUGAUCUUGGUUAAAUGUAUAUUUUCCUUUCUAGAAAAUAAUUGAUGCAGUGAUACAAAGGUAACAGUGCUGGAAGAGAGUGGGUUCUUGUAAGGACAGGUUAGUGGUUGUCUUUUUGCACUUGAGAUGACCCACUAUACAGCACUAAGGUGGUAAUGCACAAAAAGAUCAUUAAUAAAUAACCUAAAUCAAAUUUGAUUAAGGCUGUCAGUGGUGUAUUGGCAUCACAUUUUUUUUAUACAUUUAUUAGAUGAGUGUGCUGAACAAAUAUAGCUAAUAACAUUAUAUUAUUAGCAUGUAUAGAUUCUAAAAGUCUCAGUUUACUCCACUUACAAACAUUAAUUACUAUCGUUGUCUAAGCCUUUUUAUGAAUAUCAUUUGACAUGACAUUUAUAUUGCUGC